Messenger RNA from Laetiporus sulphureus 93-53, 525 nucleotides. RefSeq lists its product as uncharacterized. The record is from RefSeq and is a predicted model, not a curated record. The coding region runs from base 1 to 525 and encodes 174 amino acids. The transcript is spliced from 6 exons. NCBI's taxonomy places the organism in Eukaryota, Fungi, Basidiomycota, Agaricomycetes, Polyporales, Laetiporaceae.
AUGCAAUGUAUCAGUGGAGAAGGGGGGUUCGAGAUACAGGGGCGAGAAUGGAAGGAGUAUUUGAGAGAGUCUGGGGUGAAGGGCAAAGGACCCUGCACUGGCGCGAACACCGUGGUGGAAGAUCCAUCGAGGAGGCUGCAGAAGGAAAUGGCACGUACUCGGUCCAUGGGUCUGUUUGGAAUGCGACAGACAAUUCAAUUCUAUCGACGUGAAGUGCGUGGGUACGCAUUCAAGCGAGACAGUGCUGCGAAGACGUCAAUGCUUCAAGUAGAUCAUUGUGUCGUGAGGGGGAGGAUAGAAGGUCGACGGGUGGCUUCUAUUGAUAUCGGUCGUGUGGUCGGAAUCUCAACCGCUUGGUACAUAUGCACGGAAGCGAUGCACGUCUUGCAUGCCGAGCGGCCACGAGGGUUGUCGUAUAUUACAGUCGGGGAGAGUGAUACGGGGAGAACGACGGUGAAGGGAGUCUGGGUAUGGACCGUGUACUCGUGUAUUGGCGAAAUUGGAUUCCAGUGGUUGUUGUAUUGA